Messenger RNA from Ictalurus punctatus (channel catfish), 4170 nucleotides. It is a transcript of the gene nfkbid, whose product is annotated as NF-kappa-B inhibitor delta. The transcript is spliced from 12 exons. Lineage: Eukaryota; Metazoa; Chordata; Actinopteri; Siluriformes; Ictaluridae. Gene Ontology annotation, cellular component: nucleus. Gene Ontology annotation, molecular function: protein binding. Gene Ontology annotation, biological process: regulation of gene expression. The coding region runs from base 390 to 1949 and encodes 519 amino acids. The record is from RefSeq and is a predicted model, not a curated record.
UGUCAAAAACUAGCAUUUUGGUACAGAAUUUGCUUCUUAAAUCCAGAAAUAUGUUGGCAGUAAUACAUCAAGCAUUGCCAAACAUAGUGCUAAGUGUGAGACAUGGUAACAGAAACUACUGAGGCCCCAUACGUCACUAAGGCAGGAAGAUGUGGUUGGCCAUGCAGCGUAACGGAGCAAAGGAAACAGAAAAAUGCUUUGUGACAUUCGCCACGGCUUUCUGUCGAGGAGAACAGGUUCGACAUGACCUCACCACCUCUUUUCCUAAUGGAAUACGUUCCUCAUGGUUUUUGUGACGAGAACGAAACACCUCUGAUGGAAAUUUCAGACUUAUCUCACGUUUAUGGGGUUGAGAUUUUGAAAGAAAUGUUCCUCCAUGUCUGUCGCUAAUGACCACUGGAAACCCUCUGAUAUUUGCAUUAGUCUUUUUUUCUUCUCUUUUGCUUUUUUCCUUUGCGCCAAAGGAGAAGCCGUGUAACACGCUGCCCACAGUGAAGAAGCUCCUGGAGCAGAAGAGAAAGCGAGAGACAUCUUCAGCUCCUCCAAUUUGUGCCUCUGCGACCAAUAACACUGGUGCUGCUGCGCCAAUCCCAGUGCCAACAUCAGAUCUCUCUGCCAGUGCAAACAGCAGCUACUCAGAUAUGGCAGCGAUGAGAUAUGACCGGUUGGAGGUAGCCAUGCAGCCACACUCCUCUUCUUUUCAGGAGUGCAGCCCCUUCUCCUGUCUGACUUAUGCAACAGACUCUCCAUGUCCUCUCAGCUACACACCUGGUCCAGUCUAUAGUUUAUCUGCAGAACCUCAGCUUUCCAGCUAUAAUCCUCUUUCACUGCAGGACUGUCCGACUGCACAGAUUCCACAGCAUUUUCAGCCCAGUACAGAGUGUCCCGUGAUCUCAGCCAUGCCUAGUUCCAGCAUUGACCUCAGGACUCAGAGUAUAAGUGUUCCAAGCUCUGGUUACGUGUGGCCCUCUGGGUCCAGAGCUCAGGCAUCCACAGUCCCCUGCAGUCUGUCAGUUAGGCCCCAGAUGGACAUGAACAUGGCUAAGCUUGAGGAGGCACGGCUCGUCCUCCAGGCCAUGGAUUGCAGAACCACAUGGAAGGAUGAUGAUGGAGACACAAUUCUGCACAUAUACACUGCUAAGGGCCAAAGGGAAUAUGCCUUUGCUGCAGCUGAGAAACUGCAGGAGCUUGGCUCAUUGGACACAAAGGAGCACAGGGGAAAGACUGCAUUGCUGGUAGCAGUGGCGGCCAAUCAGCCAGAGAUCGUGCAGGACCUGCUCUCUCUGGGCGCUGAUAUCAGCAUCUGUGACAUCAAAGGUCAAACCGCACUGCACCUAGCAGCCACAUAUGGCUUUCCACAGGUCAUGAAGGUUAUCCUCUCUAUGGAACACGGCGUGGAUCUAGAGACUCGCAAUUUUGAAGGUCUAACCCCAUUGCACUGUGCGGUGAUUUCUCACAAUGCCACAAUGAAGGCUCUUGCUUCCACCUCCUCUUCAUCUUCCGUCUGGUUACCUGAUGGCAAUCUGCAAUCUCAAGCUGAAAACAAACUCAUUUGCCUGCAGCUGCUAAUGGAAGCAGGCGCUUCGCCACUCAGCCAGGAAAUCAAAAGUAAUAAGACUGUACUCCACCUGGCUGUGAAGGAGGGAAAUAUCCAAUUGGUUCAUUUUUUCCUGAAUCUCCAGUUGCCUAACAUACAGGCCUUUAUCAAUAUGAAGGCCCAUGGACACACAGCCUUGCACAUGGCAGCAGGGUUACAUGGAAGCCCAGAUCAGGAGGAGCUGAUCAGACUGCUGCUCAGCAGAGGAGCUGAUCCGAGUAUCCGCAAUCUGGAGAAUGACCAGCCCGUACAUCUGCUGCAAAGUGGAGAACAAGGAGAGAAGCUCAAGCUCAUCUUAAAGAAGAGAAAUGCCUCUAGGCGGCGUAUCACAUCCAUACAGGACCAAGAGUGACCAGGACUGCUUUCCAGUCUCAAUAUGUCUCCCUUUACUUGUCAUAGGGACUUCUCAUAGGCCUGCAUUCACUCAAGGAAAAUUAGAGCAGAAACGUAUAAUAAUAAUAAUAAUAAUAAUAAUAAUAAUAAUAAUAAUAAAGAAUUAUUUAAUCAACUUGUAGUCAUAACAAAUGAUAAAGAACCUUUAUAUAAUCUUCUGAAAAUGUGCUUCGAAAUUCUGUCUUCUAUUCCUUGACUGAAUUCAGAUCUUGACUUUAUAACAGAUUUUAUCUACAGAUGUGGCCAUUGAAAAUGCGUGUCAAAGGAAAAGGCAUCCUGUAUGAAAUUAAAAUGAUGCCAAAAAACGAUUUGCAUGCGCGGGGUAAGAUAUGCGAAAGUGCACAUCAGAUUGCAAGCGUCAAUUAAAUUUGUGUGGAUGAGAUUAAAAAAAUAAUAAUAAAAAAGAGUUGCAGCAUUUCACUUCACGUGUAAUUCAUGUCUUGUGAAACUGCAGCGUCGCGUUAACUCGAAAUAAAUAUGAACUGUGUUCUUCUGACCUUCAAUUUUCCGCACGUGUUUUUUCCCCCUCUGAAACACGGCCAAAAACAGUGCAAUCCUGUGAACAGCGAUUUGCAAGCGAAAGCAAUGGUGUCAAGAACUGCAAAACGGAUCGACCGCGUAGAACCAAUCUGUAUGUGUCGAAAAUAAAUUGCAAAAUGACGUACAAAACUGUCUAAAUGACUUUUUGCGUACAUAUAGGGAAAAUAUUUAAGGUCUGAAAUAACCAGAUAUUUACUAUUCUGGCUUUCUUUUAGCUGCGGUUACAGUUUUGACCCGAUUUUCUCACUCAUUAUAGUUUUGCAAGCCUGAGGGGGAAGUUGACUCGUUAACUCUCGAUUUACUCGUAUCUGACUGGUUCAAUAAACACGCCAGGCGGGAGAAGACAUCUUUAUUAUAGGAACUCAAAAGUUGGUCCAAACUGAGCUACUCAGAGGAACUUGGACCUGCGUGACCCGCUGGGUAUCACGGUGCAAACCACUAAAAAGCACAGCACGGACCAAUUGACUAGUGCGACCCACUGGGCGGCGCGGCGUGGGCAGGUUGUAUGAAGCACAACAAAUUUAAAUUCUACAAAGCGCGCUUUCAGGAUGCCGCAUGAUCACCUGUGAUGAAUCACGUGAAACCGCAUGAACAAAACGUGCAUUCUUAAAGGCCACAUCUGUAUAGUAUCCUCUUGUAGGGGAUUUCAGAGUUCACUUCGAUGUAUUAUUGCAGAAUGUUGUUUGCUUACUGACACAUUUCAUUUCACUGGUCUUUCUUGUAAAAGAUACUCAUGAAAAUGUGAUUUCUGUGAAAUCAUCUGUUGGGGUUCAAGUCGAAUUUCCCACGGUUUUAUCAACCAUAUUGGUUUAGAGUUUUCUCAGUACACUACACUGCAUCAGUGUAAUCUUACCCUGCUAAAAAACUGUCUAUUUAUUCUUUUUGUACUUAUGUUUUACAUGUAUUUGUUAAAGUAUUUGACUCAGGGAUAAAUUAUUUACACGCAGAAGCUCUGUGUGUUCGCUAACUUUUUUGUGGUUGACCGAGAAGGUGGGUAGAGCUCAUAAGUUAUAGCCCGAAUGUGAGUGUGUAUUGAUGAGUCAUUACAGGGGGUGAAAAUGUCACCCUUUUUUUUUUUUUUUUUUUUUUUUUUUUUUUUAAGUUGACCUCAGAAUGGCAAUCAUCUCUCCAGUUCAGUCUGGUAAUGGUGUCAAUUACAUCAACUGUAUCACUAGAUUAUAAUUUGACGAUAUCAUAAUAUAAUGAAGAUAUAAUGAUUUAUUAUCUGUUGAAUUUGGUAAAGACGUGAGAAUUAGAAGCGACUCUAUUGCUAAGUGAAAAAGACAAAGUGGAGGAAUGGCCAAGGGGAUUAUCUCAUGUGAAUCACUGGGUUUCUGGGACUUGAGUACCUUGUAAUUCAAAUAAGGGGGGGAAAACAUUAUACUGUCACUUCCUUGCAAGACAGAGUGAAAUGAUUCUUAAUUUAUGAGAAUUGUUCGAGUGUUUCAAGGAAACAGAAGCCAAACAUUGUCUACUUGUUCUAAACCUUUUUCUUUGAAUAACUGCUUAAUAUUGAAUAUAAGACAUCAACACUGCAAUUAAACAACAAACUUCCUGUUUGAAUGUAAUAAACUGACCAAAUGAAUUGUUUCAAGCUUCAGCAAUGGCAUUAAAAUUUGCUAUUAAAAUUGUGGCUUGUU